Messenger RNA from Lasiosphaeria miniovina, 1497 nucleotides. RefSeq names its product Alpha/Beta hydrolase protein. Gene Ontology annotation, biological process: lipid catabolic process. The record is from RefSeq and is a predicted model, not a curated record. Bases 1 to 1497 code for a protein of 498 amino acids. Gene Ontology annotation, molecular function: triacylglycerol lipase activity. The transcript has a single exon. NCBI's taxonomy places the organism in Eukaryota, Fungi, Ascomycota, Sordariomycetes, Sordariales, Lasiosphaeriaceae.
AUGAUCGCCCAGGCAAUCUUGGCGGGUGCCCUCUUCAUCCCUCUGACCACCGCGCAGUUGGCGAGGGCCGCUGUUCAAACAACCGACUUCAAUUCUUCAUUUAGUUUCUCUCCCGCCCAAAUACAGGACGCGCAGCUCGACAGCGCCCUUGUAGAGACUCUCCAAAACAUCAUCAACUAUGACAGAUCUCAAUUGGCGUUUGGCGGUCCCUCCGAGGACGACUUCUACAGAGUCCCGCCUUUUGGCAGCACAAAAAACCUCAAGCCCGGCCAGCUCCUCAAGGUCCAGGCCUUCACCGACCCAACAGCCUACGCGAUCCCGCCUUCCACCGCUCUCUCGCGCUUUUUGUACACGACGACGACGCUCAAUGGCACCCUAAUUCCCGCGUCCGCCUUCAUCCUCUGGCCGUACACACCGCACCAGUUCCCAAGCAGCUCCGGGCCGCGCAAGCGCAACCCCUCGGGCUCCGCCAAGGGCAAGGUGCCAGCGGUGCUCUGGACGCACGGCACGUCGGGCUUCUCGAGCUUCUGGGCCCCGUCGGCGCACCGCGCGCUGUGGUACGAGCACGCGGCGCCGUUCGCGCUCGCCGAGGCCGGCUACGCCGUCGUGGCGCCCGACUACGCCGGGCUCGGCGUCGCCACGUCGUGGGACGGCAGCCACAUCCCCCACCAGUACUCGGCCGCGCCCGCCGCCGCCCACGACGCCCUGUACAGCAUGCGCGCCGCGCUCGCCGCGUUCCCCGCCAACCUCGGCAGCGAUUUUGUGGUCCUUGGCCACAGCCAGGGCGGCGCGACUGCGUGGGCCGUCGCCGAGACCCUGGCGAGGGAGAAGGUGGCGUUCGCAGACUUGUUGUCUGGCUACCGCGGCACCGUGGCCGCCAGUCCGCCGACCGACGUGUUCCGCGCGCCUGCCUUCUUCAUCUUACCGACCGUCGGCCAGGCCCUGCACAGCAUCUUCCCAGCUUUCCGGCUUUCGGACUGGUUGACACCGCUGGGCGAGGCGCGCGCGCGGCUGGCGCUGCAGGUCGAGGGCGGCAUCACGGCGGUGCAGCAGCUGUACUUUGGGCGCAACGACACGUACUGGCCUGGCUGGGACACGGCGUCGUGGUAUGCGGCUGCCUUCGCCAGGCUGUCGGCCGUCGGGCGCCGCGAUUUCGCCGGCCCGCUGCUCGUCGUGCAAGGGACGGCCGACCUCUACAUACCCUUCGACGCCACCAACAAGACGGUCGCCGACACGCAGAAGCUGCUCCCGAAGAGCGACCUCGAGUUUUUGGUUGCUGCGGGUGUCGGCCACGUCCCCGUGCUGCACGCCACGCGCCAGUUCUGGCUGCGCUGGAUCGAGGCCCGCCUUGCUGGCGAGCCUCUCGCGCAGAAGGGGCCGUUCAGGACGGAUUUGCAAAGCGUCAUGCCCAUCAAGCAGCAUCUGCUCGUUGGAAAUUCGUUCCCGCUGUGGGGGGGGUUGCCGGAAUAUCAGUAUGAGCUACCUUUGGGACUUUAG